UGUAACAGCGCCAUGGCUUCGCUGGUAUGUUUGUGGAUGGCCUUGUUGGCGCUGGGUCUCGGGGCUUGUUCCCCAGCAGCGGCCGAGCUCGGGGAUGCGUCCAUGGCGGAGAGGCACGUCGAGUGGAUGGCGCGGCAUGGGCGCGCGUACAAGGACGCUGCCGAGAAGGAGCAGCGUCUCAGGAUCUUCAAGUCCAACGUGGAGUACAUCGAAUCCUUCAAUGCAGGGAAGCGCAAGUACCAGCUGGCCGCCAAUCAGUUCGCCGACCUCACCCACGAGGAAUUCAAGGCCAUGCACACCGGCUUUAAGCCUUCGGGAACAGGUGCGAAGAAAGCAGGCAAUGGCUUCAGGCAUGGGAGUCUCUCCUCUGUUCCAGAUAGCGUGGACUGGAGGAGCAAAGGUGCAGUCACUCCCAUCAAAGACCAAGGCCUAUGCGGAUCUUGUUGGGCGUUCACUGUAGUAGCCGCAGUGGAGGGGAUCACCAAGAUCGCAACCGGCAAGUUGAUCUCGCUGUCAGAGCAACAGCUCGUGGACUGCGACGUCCAUGGCAAGGACCAAGGAUGCCAGGGCGGCGACAUGGACGCCGCCUUCGAGUUCAUCGUCAACAACGGCGGCAUCACCAGCGAGGCCAACUACCCGUACGAGGAAGUCCAACGACUCUGCAACGCCCACAACGCCUCCUUCGUGGUAGCCACCAUCGAGAGCCACGAGGACGUGCCCACGAAUGACGAAAAAGCACUUCGCAAGGCCGUGGCCAACCAGCCGGUCUCUGUUGGAAUCGAUGCAGGCUCCUCGUUAGACUUCCAGCUCUACUCGGGUGGUGUCUUCUCCGGCGAGUGCGGAACGGAUCUGGACCAUGCGGUGACGGUGGUCGGAUAUGGCACCACGAGCGACGGCACCAAGUACUGGCUGGCGAAGAAUUCGUGGGGAGAAACUUGGGGUGAGAAUGGAUACAUUAGGAUGGAGAGGGAUGUGGCGGCCAAGGAGGGCCUCUGCGGAAUCGCCAUGCAAGCUUCCUACCCGACAGCAGGAACACCGAGGACUCAAUCUUCGUCGGCGACGGCGGCCGAGAGUAUUCUGCACGCUUGGUUUAUGCUCUUGUGUGUCAUCGUCGUGUGUGUCGUCGUCACUUAACCAUAUGCAAGCGUCAUGGUCUUGCCAGCAGUUGGUGUG
Musa acuminata AAA Group (dessert banana) is the source of this 1173-nucleotide messenger RNA. Its product is annotated as senescence-specific cysteine protease SAG39-like. Bases 13 to 1134 code for a protein of 373 amino acids. Gene Ontology annotation, cellular component: lysosome. Gene Ontology annotation, molecular function: cysteine-type endopeptidase activity. The record is from RefSeq and is a predicted model, not a curated record. The transcript has 2 exons. NCBI's taxonomy places the organism in Eukaryota, Viridiplantae, Streptophyta, Magnoliopsida, Zingiberales, Musaceae.